Messenger RNA from Brachypodium distachyon (stiff brome), 1362 nucleotides. RefSeq lists its product as uncharacterized. The coding region runs from base 87 to 656 and encodes 189 amino acids. The record is from RefSeq and is a predicted model, not a curated record. NCBI's taxonomy places the organism in Eukaryota, Viridiplantae, Streptophyta, Magnoliopsida, Poales, Poaceae. The transcript is spliced from 3 exons.
CACCCACCAUACCCCGUCCUUCUCAGAGACUCAUCAGAACACACCAGAACGCCGGGAAUUCCACGAGGACAGGGCUGACUCCAAAGAUGGGCAAUUGCCAGGCGGCGGAUGCGGCGGCCGUGGUGAUCCAGCACCCGGCCGAGGGGAAGGUCGAGCGCCUCUACUGGCCGGCCACCGCGGCCGACGUCAUGCGCAAGAACCCCGGCCACUACGUCGCCCUCGUCGUCGUCCACGUCUCCGGUGGCGCCGGUGAGACUGACCCCGCCGUAGCCGGAGGAGGAGCAGCUGCUGCCGCCAGGAUCACCAAGGUCAAGCUCCUCAAGCCCCGGGACACUCUGCUCAUCGGCCAGGUCUACCGCCUCAUCACCUCCCAAGAGGUGACCAAGGCCGUGCAGGCGAGGAGGCAGGAGAAGAAGCAGAGCUGCGACGAGUUGAUCGAGCAGCAGCGGCCGCGCCUGCACCGGCGGCGGCAGCCGCCGAGGCCCAGGGGCGACACCGCCGCCGCCGCCGCAGCCGAGGAAGAACAGAGGCAGCCCACCGAUCAGCAGGAACGGAAGCGGCUGGAGAAAGACCGGCACAGGAGCAUCGCCGGCGGCGGCGGCAGAGGCCGGCACUGGCGGCCGUCAUUGCAGAGCAUCACGGAGCUGUCGAGCUGACUAAAGCCAGCCAGCCGGACCGGACUGCACACCACGCAUAUUUACAAGUGAAUUACUUAGAAGUAGAAUGUUUGGAGCAGCUAGAAAUGUACAUUAGGUGGAGGAGCGAGCGAGCGACCAAUACGGUUUGUUUCAAAGGGUUGUUGCUCCGUGCAGUGAAACAGUGAUCUGAAGAAUCCCUUCUUCCUGAGCAGUACAGUACAAGUGCCCACAUGCAUUUUUCUUUUCUGGACAAGAGCCGAGGAUCUAAUAACGGGAUUAUCCCAGUCGAACAGCAUCUGCCAGGUGCUAGGCGCAUGUGAAUGAUUCAGAGGUACAGUACAGACUACAGAGGUCAAUCGACCUUGCCUCGGUUUGCCACACAUGUGAUCCAGCCAAUUUGCCAGCCGGAUCUGCUCUUGCAGUCUGCAAGUUGAGCACUUGAGCUCCAACCGAUGCCCAAGCAGGCUUUUUUCUUUCUUUCUUCCCUCCCUUCAUAAAACAAACAAACAUGUGAUUCUUCUGAAGAGAUCCGGGGUCCGUACUGGCAAGAGGUCAGGGCGGCAUGCAUCAUGUGGUGUCAACUGUAGAGAUUCUGCACUGCAGAUUCAUUUUGUUUUUCAUGUAAGAUCACGCUUCCUGAUGCUGUUUUGUGUGUGGAAGCAGUACUGUCAGCUGCUGCUAACAAUCGCUGUGCUUGCUGCUUUAAUCGAUCCUCUUUCAGAUC